AUGUGGGCGACCCCGACGCUGCUGCUGCUGGGUGUUUUGCUGGUGGCGCCUGCCGCAACCGCUGCAGGCCUCGACACCCACUACGACGAGGCCAUCGGACGGAUCCUGAUACUGACCGACACGGGCGGCCAGGAGGUGGAACUGGGAUACAUCGAGGUUCCCGGAGACGAGCUGCCUGCAGCUCCGCGCCACGAGAGACGUCUGGAUGAGGAGUCCUUUGACUUUGGAAGCUCCAGGUUCGUCUUGCGGCGCCAAGACAGGGCGGGCCGUUGUUUUGAAGGCCGGCUGACGAUUGACGUUCCGACUGUGCCCAUCAGACUGUGUCAGCGCCACCUUUCGAGCCACAUCUACGGAGGUAUCGAAUCGACCUACCAGAAGUGGCCAACGGAGCAGAACGUGUACGACCACUACGCAUACGACACCAACAAGAGGGACCACGCCGCCAUCGCCUCGCGCUACUGGCUCUUCUCCGACGGCAGAGCCGCCCGCGUACAUGCAAACAGUCCUCUCUUCAUCGACCAGAACACCGACGCGACCCUCAACAAACUGUGCUUCACUGCCGAGAACGAGUCUCCUUACCCAGAGGACCGAACCGACAACGUGCUGCAGUUCGAGCUGUGUUCGUACGAGGACCCGAGACAGGCGCACGAGCACGUCCUCCAGACGUACAUGGGUAAGCCCGACGAGAUCCCAGACGAACGCAUGGCAACAUAUCCCAUCUGGACAGUGGCGCCUCCAGAAGACAACGUGAGGGACAGGGUCGCCAAUAUAACUGAGCACGGGUUCGACUACAGCGUUAUCGAGAUAUCUGACAAAUGGGAAACGUGCUACGGCAGUAUGACCGUCGACACGACCAAGUUCAGCGACAUGCGUGCGCUCACGGAUGACCUCCACGCUCUAGGGUUCUCCGUCGCGUUGUGGAUGCACCCAUUUGUAAACGAAAACUGCGAGCCGUAUUUCUCUGAGGCGCUGGCCAACGGGUACCUCGUGCAGAACAGUAACGGCAGCACGGCCACUCGCUGGUGGAGGGGAUAUGGCGGCGUUGUCGACUUCACCAACCCAGACGCACUCCGCAAUGAGACAGGGGUGGACACGUUCAGGUUCGACUACGGCGAGUCCAGCUACCUGCCGCAGCCGGCGGACAUCACGCCACUGGAGAAGAGCCCCGUGGUCUUCUCGGACGAGUACUCGAGGGCGGGCGGCCAGUUCGGGCCCAUGGUGACGCUGCGCUCCGGCGUCGAGAGCCAGCAGCUGCCGCACUUCUUCCUCAUGGACGUCGUCGACACCGCGUGGAGCGGCCAGAACGGCCUCAAGACGCUGGUGCCCAAGCUGCUGCAGCUCAGCAUGGUCGGCCACCCCUUCGUGAUGCCGGAGCAGGUGGGCGGCGCCGAGAACCACGGCGGCUACCCCACCUACGACCUGUACAUCCGCUGGCUGCAGGCCACCACCUUCAUGCCGGCUAUCAGGUUCCACCUCACGCCCUGGGAGUUCGACAACGAGGUGAGUUGA
Schistocerca gregaria is the source of this 1509-nucleotide messenger RNA. Its product is annotated as myogenesis-regulating glycosidase-like. Lineage: Eukaryota; Metazoa; Arthropoda; Insecta; Orthoptera; Acrididae. The coding region runs from base 1 to 1509 and encodes 502 amino acids. Gene Ontology annotation, molecular function: hydrolase activity, hydrolyzing O-glycosyl compounds. The transcript is spliced from 3 exons. Gene Ontology annotation, biological process: carbohydrate metabolic process. The record is from RefSeq and is a predicted model, not a curated record.